Molecule: messenger RNA, 2289 nt
Organism: Polyodon spathula (Mississippi paddlefish)
Lineage: Eukaryota; Metazoa; Chordata; Actinopteri; Acipenseriformes; Polyodontidae
Product: transcription factor AP-2-delta-like
Exons: 8
Coding region: 10-1332 (440 amino acids)
Biological process (GO): regulation of transcription by RNA polymerase II; regulation of cell population proliferation; anatomical structure development
Cellular component (GO): nucleus
Molecular function (GO): RNA polymerase II transcription regulatory region sequence-specific DNA binding; DNA-binding transcription factor activity, RNA polymerase II-specific
Source: RefSeq, a predicted model, not a curated record
AACGCAAACAUGUCAACAGCCUUUCCAGGACUUGUCCACGACGCGGAGAUACGUCACGAUGGAUCAAAUAGCUACCGUUUGAUGCAGCUUGGAUGCCUGGAAUCCGUGGCAAACUCGUCUGUCGCGUAUUCCUCGACGUCUCCACUAACUUACUCCACCACGGGCACCGAGUUUGCUUCCCCGUAUUUUUCCGCUAAUCACCAGUAUACCCCACUUCAUCACCAGUCCUUCCACUACGAGUUCCAGCACAGUCACCCGGCUGUUAACCCUGAUGCCUAUUCACUGAACAGCCUUCACCAUUCCCAACAGUACUACCAGCAGCUCCACCAUGGGGAACCUGCAGAUUUUAUUAACAUCCAUAACUCCCGGGCAUUAAAAUCCUCCUGUCUCGAUGAGCAGAGGAGAGAGUUAGGGUGUCUGGAUCCCUACCGCCGGCACGACCUGUCUCUAAUGAGUCACGGCUCUCAGUAUGGCAUGCACCCAGAUCAGAGACUCUUGCCUGGAUCCAGUUUGGGGCUGCCACCAACGGGAGCCGAAGACCUGCAGGGCAAACGAAUAAGUUCUAUUGACGGAGGAACCUGUGUCGUAAACCCAACUGAUUUGUUCUGUUCAGUGCCUGGACGUUUGUCCCUACUCAGUUCAACUUCAAAAUAUAAAGUAACGAUUGCUGAAGUCAAGAGGCGUCUCUCUCCUCCAGAAUGCCUCAAUGCAUCUCUUUUGGGAGGGAUAUUGAGAAGAGCCAAAUCAAAAAACGGAGGUCGCUGUUUAAGAGAAAAACUGGAUAGACUGGGUCUAAAUUUACCAGCAGGGAGGAGGAAAGCAGCAAACGUCACUCUGCUGACUUCCUUAGUAGAAGGUGAAGCUCUUCAUUUGGCUCGGGAUUUUGGUUACACCUGUGAAACAGAGUUUCCAACCAAAGCAGUGGGGGAGACUUUAGCCAGGCAGCACAUCGAACAGAAGGAGCAGACAGCCCGGAAGAAAAUGAUAUUAGCGACCAAACAGGUUUGUAAAGAAUUUCAGGACUUGUUAAGCCAGGACAGGUCGCCACUUGGAUCUUCUAGACCAACCCCAAUCCUAGACAUCGAUAUACAGAGACAUCUAACACAUUUUAGCCUAAUAACACAUGGAUUUGGAACGCCGGCAAUUUGUGCUGCACUCAGCACCUUUCAAACUGUUUUAAGUGAAAUGCUAAACUACUUAGAAAAACAUUCAACAAACAAAAAUGGCGGCACAUCGGACUCCAACCAGAUUAAUUCCAACUCUGAAAAAACACCCUUGCGGAAAACAUCAGAAACACAGUCCAAAGAUGGAAAGAGCGAAAAAACAGAGUAACACACCUGCCACAAACCAGCUGGUAACCUACAGUGACAAGAGCUUCUAUGCUGCUGAAUGUUUUAUAGUUGUUGGUGCAGUGGGACAAAAAAAUAUAGAAAGAUUGUACAAUAUGUAAUAAUGUCAAGAACCAGCUUUUUAUUUCACAUAACUAUCUUGUGAACCUUAUAUUUUAUUUGUAUUCUUCUUAAUAUUUUGAACACCUACAUUUUAAGUCUUCGAAGGGUUGUCAGAAUGGUUCUCCUUGAUUGUGCCUAGAUCUUUUAUAGGAGACUUUCUAAUAAGGUCACCCUAUUAUAAUGAAGAAAACCCCCCAACUAAAGAUUGAAACAGGUGGCUGGAGACAAAAACUAAAACAAAAAAAACAAACAAAAAAAACCCCUAUGGUUUGCUGAUUUAAUUUACAAUAGAUCUUCAGCUCUGACAAGGUAAUAUUAAAUAAAAAAUUAAAAGCCAAGACCUUAACAUUCAAAUACUCUUAGAUCAACAAUAACAAGAUAUAGUAACUGUACUUUCCCAUUAGGGUACAAUGUAUGCUUCUUUUGGAAUACGAAAUUAUGCUGUUCAGAGAACUUUAAACUUUUCUGUCACAUUUGUUAACAUUUGGUGCCUUAUUUGGUUCAACAUUGAACCAGUAUGUAUGGUUCCUUCACUGAAUCUUUGCAUGAUUACUAAUUAUAUAAGUUUAUAAUGCAAUGUUUUUAACAAGUGUUAAGGAAAUCUGAAAUCUUCAGAAAAGUUCCCUUUAGAACCCUUAUAACAAAAUCUUCUAAAACCAUAAGGACCUUUGUUGUCAACGAACCUUGGAAAAACAGAAAAAAAACUUAAUUUGAAUACUAGAGGGAACAAAAUGUAUAGUAGCUUACCACAGCACAAUGUUACUAUUUUACAAAAUAUAUGUUCCUCCUCGCUAUAUUUUUAAGAUACAAUAAGCUAUUUACACUAAUGCACGUUUAG